GAUGUUCGAGACCCGCAAGGCCAUGUCUGUGAUAGACCAUGACGCCCACCACGACCGCGAGCAGCUGCUGGACGCCGAAGGACAACAGAUGUACUCGACGAAGUACAGCCGCGCACAGAAGAAAACUGUGCUCGUCAAACGCAAAGGAAAGAAAACGUUCCCGUACGUCCGGCAAAUGUUGGAGGACAUGGUAGAGCGGCGUCGCUCCAUCACGCUGUCGGCGUCGGAGCCACGCACGGCGAGGUACGUGAACCCCAGCUCCACGCCGACGGCUGAGGAGAAGGCGGUGCUGCUCGCCGAGCAAGCGGCGCACUCUCGCUUCUGAGCGCGGCUGCCGACGGCCGGGACGGAUCCGGCGCCGCCGGGAGACGCCGGGUGGGGUCUUUUAGCCAGGGUCGUCGUUUUCAUUUUCAUCCAUGUGUAAAUGACUCUGAUGCACAUUUCGAGCGGCUCCUGGCUUAUCCGCUUGUGUAUCUCUUUGUGUGCAGGUGGUGUUCUUGACGCGCUUUUCGAGCGUAUGCUGGCAUAUCCGCUUGUGUAUCUCUGUGUGUGCAGGUGGUGUUCUUGACGCGCUUUUCGAGCGGGUGCUGGCAUAUCCGCUUGUGUAUCUCUGUGUGUGCAGGUGGUGUGCUUGACGCGCUUUUCGAGCGGGUGCUGGCAUAUCCGCUGGUGUAUAUCUGUGUGUAGGUGGCGCUAUUGAUGCGCAACUCGAGCGGGUGCUGGCACCGCCGUUUAUGUGUCUGUUUGCGAGUAGGUGGCGCUCUUGACGCCCAACCCGAGGGAGUGCUGGUGCGCGGACUUCCAGUUUCAUCGGUGUGCGAGUGCCGCUAAUCCAACUGUAUUAUUCUGGAGUAAGGGGUCGACGGGUCACGAGGGCGAGCUUUCACCGGGACGUGAGUUUCCGCGGUUUCAUUGUUUGUCGUUGUCGGCCUAUGGCCGCGAAAAAGUGAAAGUUGAUUGAAUUUGUGAAAUAUUAUGAAUGCGAAGGGUUUAACUCUAAUAGAAAAUCUGGAAAUCCGUGAAUGACCACUGUAUCCCCUCCAGACUCAAUCGUUCCACUGCGAACACGCGUCAAGAAAUUAGAAAACUUGGCGUCAGUUUGUGCUAUGCAUUGCACUCUGUAUUAUAUUAGCACAGAAACAUACACGAGGUCAAUCUU
Molecule: messenger RNA, 1159 nt
Organism: Amphibalanus amphitrite
Lineage: Eukaryota; Metazoa; Arthropoda; Thecostraca; Balanomorpha; Balanidae
Exons: 2
Coding region: 2-325 (107 amino acids)
Source: RefSeq, a predicted model, not a curated record